UCUAUGCUGCGUACGAUGCAGAAGUGCAUACAUUGUUUUAUAUCAGUUUAUUGUUAGUAGUAAUGCCGAAAUUGAUACGGCGAAAGUGUAUUUUAUAGAAGAAAUAAGGACAAUGGCAAAUAUUUACGUCGGCUUUCACGACCAGAGGAGCAGCAGCAGGGUUUUGAAGCCCCCAGGUGGCGGAUCCUCAGAUAUUUUUGGCACAGGCCCAGUCAAAGCCAAAAACGAAGAAAUUAAAUCCGCCCCAAACACCCCUUCAAAGAACGACGUGGAUACAAAGAAUCAAAUCAACCCCGAGGAAAAGUCUGAUAGUGAUAGCGUAACUAACAACAAGCAAGUGGAACAGUCGAAUUCUGAAGAAAUUAAGAUUGAAAAUUUGAGCAUCAACGAAGAAAACGGCGAAAAACUGGAAGACCGUCCAAGUGAAACCAAGGCAACAUCAAAACCCGAUACUAUAAGCAGUAUUAUCAGGCAAGACGACCAAGUCGAAGUCCAGAGUCCAGUUAUUGAACCUGAGAAGAAAACUCCACAACGCGUACCACCAGGUGGAUAUUCGUCUGGUUUGUGGUAAUUAAUUUUAAGUAUGUAUCCCGCUAAACAAUAUAAUUAUAAAAAAUAAUUCAUGUAACCGUAUUAGUGAAUCGAUUAGUAAAUGUAUACACGUAUGUAUUGAAGUUGUGGCGAUGGCAUUUUUAGUUUUCAAAUAAAAUUUUA
Molecule: messenger RNA, 714 nt
Organism: Anoplophora glabripennis (Asian longhorned beetle)
Lineage: Eukaryota; Metazoa; Arthropoda; Insecta; Coleoptera; Cerambycidae
Product: jupiter microtubule associated homolog 1
Exons: 2
Coding region: 113-571 (152 amino acids)
Source: RefSeq, a predicted model, not a curated record